AUGCUAAGUCCAACAAUGAGUGUUAAUUCGCUAUCUCCAAAUGAGCCAAUGCAUUUAAUAGAACCUGCUGAUAAUUGGAAGCUCAGGCACCAUAUCAAACCUAUUACUGCAGUUAAAUUCAAUCCUGAUGGUGACCUUUUCUUUUCAGCUUGCAAGAAUAACACUGAUAAUCUUGUUGUUUGGCGAGUAGCUACCGGUGAAAAGAUCGGUACUUAUAAUGGUCAUACUGGGGCUAUCUUUUGUGUUGAUGUUGAUGCCCAGAGUCAAAAACUAGUCUCUGGUAGUGGUGAUGGCCGUGGUAAUAUUUGGGACAUUGAAACUGGCAAGCUUAUUUAUUCCUGUGAUAAUCUCGUUGCUACUAAGAGUGUCUCCUUCACUCCUGAUGGUCAAAAAGUCCUUAUGUGCACCGAUGCCAUUCUUGGUCAGCAACCAGCUAUUUGGGUAUACGACACCAAAUCAGGCGAACUCAUCAAAAAACACCAAACUCAAUCCAUUCCCUCAGCUAUUAAUACUACUAUUGAUGGCCGUAUUAUUUAUGCUGAUAAACUCGGCUCAAUUAAUCUUCUCGAUGAACGAACUUUCUCUCUUCUCUCCCAAACCAAACUCCACCAGGCUAAAAUCAACUCUUUAACUCCAUCGUUCUGUCGCACAUACUUUGUUUCAUCCUCCUCUGAUUUCAAAAGCAAGAUUAUCAGUGUAGCCAACCAGGACCCAGUUGUAAUCCGAGAAUUCCUUUCUGACUCACCUAUUAACUGUGCCCGAGCCACUCCAGAUAACCGCAUGGUCUUCUGUGUUGGAGGUACUGAUGCUCGAGAAGUCACCACUACCAAAGGCAAAGGAAACUUCAACAUUGAAGCCUUUGAUUGUGUGAACUCCAAAUUAAUAGGACAUUAUAGCACGCACUUCGGAACUAUCAAUGUUGUAGAUGUGCAUCCAUCAGGCAAUGCCCUACUUUCCGGGGGAGAAGAUGGAGUCAUCUGCCUUAUCCGUCUAGACGACAACUCCUUUCUCAACGCCCCAUUCACUCCCUUCACCGAUUAG
Molecule: messenger RNA, 1041 nt
Organism: Nematocida homosporus
Lineage: Eukaryota; Fungi; Microsporidia
Product: translation initiation factor 3 subunit I
Exons: 1
Coding region: 1-1041 (346 amino acids)
Biological process (GO): cytoplasmic translational initiation
Cellular component (GO): eukaryotic translation initiation factor 3 complex, eIF3m
Molecular function (GO): protein binding; RNA binding; translation initiation factor activity
Source: RefSeq, a predicted model, not a curated record